CAAGGCUGGGUCGCGCACGCGCCAAGGAAGAGUGCCUGGGAGAGCAGGGUGCACGGACCUGGCCCCGCGCCUCUCCCUCCCCUCUGCACUCUUGUUUUGUUUUUAAUUUGAAAAAUCCUCCUCUUCCUUUCCCCCUCUCCUGCCGCUUCCUCUAUCGCAUUUCUCCACGGAUUCCAUUAGAUCCCGGUCCCGCGUCGCCAGUGGCGAGCGUACUGCAGGGCUCGCGGUUCCUCCAGACUUGGCUCCUCUUGAAUCUCACAGGCAUUUAUUUCCUCCGUGAAGUUUUUACGGACGCUGGCCGGACCAACUCAGAGCUAUAAAUUUCCCUGUGAGCAGUGCCUUAACUGCAUCUCAUAAGUUUUGCCCAUAAUCCCUGUUCUAUCACCCGGCUUAGGAGCUAGAACUUCAGCAGGAACCAGACCCUCAUAUGGUCACUCCUGAACACUUGCCCCUCAUCACCACUCCCUAGAAAAUUAAUUAGAACUCUUCAGAAUGUCAGGUGUAGUCCCUUCAGCCCCUGAGAAGUCUGCAGGUGAAAUGGAAAAUCAAAUAAAGUCAACAGAUCCAACACCUGAUGACCUUCCAGAUUACAAUUCUCAUUUUGUACCAGGACCCCCUGGACCAGCUGUCCCUCCACCUGCAGGCUAUCCAGGAGUCUUGCCUAUGGGAUACUACAGUCCACAGCAGCCCAGCACCUUCCCCUUACAUCAGCCAACUGGUAGUGCCCUUCCUGUCCAGUAUCAGCCUGGCAAAUAUCCCAUGCCACAUCAGUCUGCUCCAGUAAUGUGGAUGCCAGGGCCAGCUCCUAUGCUAAACUGCCCACCUGGUCUGGAGUACUUAACUCAGUUGGACAACAUACAUGUUCUUCAGCAUUUUGAGCCUCUGGAAAUGUAUACAGGCUUUGAAACUAACAAUAGAUACGAUGUUAAAAACAACUCAAACCAGAUGGUUUACAUUGUGAACGAGGACACAGAUGACUUUACCAGGAACGCUUACCGGACGCUAAGGCCCUUUGUCCUGCGGAUCACCGACUACAUGGGUCGGGAAGUCAUGACCAUGCAGAGGCCCUUCAGAUGCUCCUGCUGCUGCUUCUGUUGCCCCUCAGCCAGGCAGGAGCUGGAGGUGCAAUGUCCUCCUGGCGUAACCAUUGGUUUUGUGGCUGAGCACUGGAACCUGUGCAGGGCAGUUUACAGCAUCCAAAACGAGAAGAAAGAGAAUGUGCUGAGAGUACGCGGGCCAUGCUCAACCUAUGGCUGUGGUUCCGAUUCUGUUUUUGAGGUCCAGUCCCUCGAUGGUGUGUCCAACAUCGGCAGCAUCAUUAGGAAGUGGAAUGGUUUGUUGUCAGCAAUGGCAGAUGCUGAUCACUUUGACAUUCACUUCCCAUUAGACCUGGAUGUGAAGAUGAAAGCCAUGGUUUUUGGAGCUUGCUUUCUCAUUGACUUCAUGUAUUUCGAAAGAUCUCCACACAGACGGUCAUCAAGAUAGAUGGGCGCAGCAAAUCAGCAAGUAUGGUUAAUAAAAAAUAUUUUAGAAAUGUUGAAUUGAGCUUAGAGUCAACACUCAGUUUUUUGCAGGUAUAUUUCUCUACUUUGCAGGUCAUUUUUAUUGGGUGCUAGCAUUGACAGGCAGCCUGAGAGUGAGUGCAAGAACAAUCUAUAAGUGUUUUUCAAUUUAGUGUGGGUCUCCUUGGUAGACGAGUGUUCACUCUGAAAAAGCUAUGAACCAUUAACCAUGUAAACAUAGACUCAGUAGGUUUGAAAACACAGUAAACAUGAGAUAAGGGAAAAUGAAAUCCCAGAGCUCUUACAUUAAUUGGUAGUGAAAAGAUUGGCUUUUUAGAACAAUCUUUUUGGGGAUAGUGUCAUGUAGUUUCUAUAUGUAACCUUCUGUUACCUUCCCCUCUCCACAACAUGUCCUCUCACCGAAGGCAAACUUGGUUCCAGAUGAAAAGAAUGAUGCUCUUCAUCAUUAAAAACAAAAAGGAAACAGACAGGAAGAUUAUUUUUCAUUGUGCAAAGACAAUUUUACUUGUGCACAUGAAUCAAAGCCUCAUUCUGCCAAGUUUAUGAAAGUUUCAGUAGGAACUUUGAAUCUGUUACAAAAUAAAACAUGUAUUAUUUUUUAUUAUAAGGUUUAUACUUUCCAUUCUGUAUCACUGACAAUCAAGAGCUUGUCUAUAAAUGAAAACAGGAUCAGGCUUUCAGGCAAAGAGCUGACCUGGGCCACAGUCAAGCAAGAUCUCUGAGCAACUUAGGGACCUUGGUGUCCUUUAAGAAACUCGCAUUUAAUACAUCUAACCUCUCUUGGUCACAGAUGCCUUAGGUAUAAAAUAUGAAGCUUGAUCUAGUCUCUGAGAUUGCCUGUUGAAUCUUUGUAUCUCAUUUGGUGUGAAGCAGAGGAAGAGAUUUUUCUUUUUAAGAAGACCCCUGAUAAUCACCAUGCUUUUCUAAUGACAAGAGUUAGAGAUUUGUUUUCAAAUUUUGGAAUGUAAUAUUUUGUGUUAUUUUCUAAAAGCAGAACUACAAAUUCUGAUGUUGUUUAAUAUUGCUUCACAGCCUUUCAUUUAGAUCAUAGACAAAUCAUUAUCUAUAAAACAGAAAGAAAUCUGUGUCUAAUAAAGCAUAGCAAACAUGCUGCUUUUCUGUAAUCCACAGCUAUCAGUAAAGAUUGUAUAGGAUCAAAUAGCUACAAAGAACUGUAUCAACUGUACUUGUUUGCAUUAACUAAUUCAAAGCAUAGCAUAUAAGUAAGUGUACUCUAAUUAAUUAACUUACCUCUAUUGCACUUUAGUUUCCUAUCUGGACAGCGACUGUAUUAUUUCAACAUAGUCAAUAUGUGGAAUGGAAAUGUAUUCUUCUGCUCUUUAUUAAAUAAAAAAGUCUCAGUGUUCUUAGAUGUGGUUUUCCUGAGAUGGGGGCCUUAGCCCACAGUUGUUUUGAAGUGAAAUAAAGUGCCUUAUUUUGUAAUUGUAUUCAUCCUUUCAUGGUGAAAGUUUUAUUUUGUUUGUUGUAAUGUUAAUUUUUACAUGCUGCUACUAACUGCCACAAAAAUUUAAAAGCUGAUGCUUCUAAACUAAUUCUGCCUUAUAUUUGAAAAUAUAAUUGAUAUCUUAAACAGAUGCAUAUAGUAUUUCCUGUAAUGAUGUAUGGCAUUUUUAUAUAGAAAAUAAGACAAAUAGUAUUUGGAAAGUUUAGCUAUAUGAACUUUUCAUUUUUACUUGCCUACAUUUAAAGACCUGCUGUAUAAUACUAAAUAAAAUUAUAUUUUCACAUAAGGCAUGACAUUUAAAAUUUCUGUUUAAAGUUUUUGUGGUAUUAACACAUAUUUUACAGUUAAAAUUUUCAUUUCGUUAAAAUAAUGUGCCUUAUAUUUUUAUACAAUACUUCAUGUUAUAAUUUCUAUAUUUCUUAAUAGCAUUUCAAUGUGCAGUAUUGAUCAGGUUGAUUAAAAAGCAAACAAGCUACUCUCUGAAAUUGGUGUGUUUUCAUGUGUCAUCAUAUUGUUUUUUGACUUUUAAAUAAAUAUAAUAUUGACUAAUA
Molecule: messenger RNA, 3539 nt
Organism: Choloepus didactylus (southern two-toed sloth)
Lineage: Eukaryota; Metazoa; Chordata; Mammalia; Pilosa; Megalonychidae
Gene: PLSCR4
Product: phospholipid scramblase 4
Exons: 12
Coding region: 493-1485 (330 amino acids)
Biological process (GO): plasma membrane phospholipid scrambling
Cellular component (GO): plasma membrane
Molecular function (GO): phospholipid scramblase activity
Source: RefSeq, a predicted model, not a curated record